AUGGUGCCCGGGGCGCCCGGCGCGGCCCUGACCCUCUGCCUCUGGCUGGCGGCCUGCGGGGGCUGCCUGGCGGGCGGCCCCGGCGCCGCGGCCGCUCGGCGGCUGGACGAGUCCCUGUCGGCCGUGAGCGUCCAGCGCGCGCGCUGUUCGUCCAGGUGCCUCAGCUUGCAGAUCACGCGCAUGUCCGCCUUCUUCCAGCACUUCCAGAACAACGGUUCCCUGGUUUGGUGUCAGAAUCACAAGCAGUGUUCUAAGUGUCUGGAGCCGUGCAAGGACACCUGGGACCUACAGAAGGAGCAGUGCCACAGCCUCUGCGAGCCUUUGUUCCCCAAGAAGAACUACGAAUGCCUGACGAGCUGUGAGUUCCUCAAGUACAUCCUAGCGGUGAAGCAGGGGGACUGCCCGGCCCCCGAGAAAGCAAGCGGAUUUGCCGCCGCCUGUGUGGAAAGUUGUGAAGCUGACAACGAGUGCUCUGGGGUUAAGAAAUGUUGUUCCAAUGGGUGCGGACACACCUGCCAGGUGCCCAAGACGCUGUACAAAGGUGUCCCCCUGAAGCCCAGAAAAGAGUUAAGAUUCACAGAACUGCAGUCUGGACAGCUGGAGAUUAAGUGGUCCUCGAAAUUCAAUAUCUCCAUUGAGCCUGUGAUCUACGUGGUGCAAAGAAGAUGGAAUUAUGGAAUCCAUCCUAGUGAAGACGAUGCCACACACUGGCAGACGGUAGCCCAGACCACAGAUGAGCGGGUCCAGCUGACUGACAUACGACCCAGCAGGUGGUACCAGUUCCGAGUGGCAGGUGUCAACGUGCAUGGGACCCGAGGCUUCACCGCCCCCAGCAAACACUUCCGCUCUUCCAAAGAUCCCUCUGCACCCCCAGCGCCUGCCAAUCUCCGGCUUGCCAACUCCACCGUAAACAGCGACGGCACCGUGACCGUGGCCAUCGUCUGGGAUCUCCCUGAGGAACCAGACAUCCCCGUGCAUCACUACAAGGUAUUUUGGAGCUGGACAGUCAGCACCAAGUCACUUGUCCCAACAAAAAAGAAGCGGAGAAAGACUACGGAUGGGUCCCAGAAUUCGGUGAUCCUGGACAGACUGCAGCCAGACAGUGGCUACACCGUGGAGCUGCAGGCCAUCGCGUACUGGGGGCAGACGCGCCUGAAAGGAGCGAAGGCGUCCCUGCACUUCACGCCCGCACGCUCUGCCAGCCACAAAGAGCAAGUUGGGAAACCCAGGAAGAGUGUGGUGCACAUACAGCCAUCUUUCCAAAGACGACGGCCCGCUCGCCUCCUGGAAAUCGGAGCUCCCUUCUAUCAAGACAACCAGCUGCAGGUGAAGGUCUACUGGAAAAAGACUGAAGAUCUCAGCGUCGACCGAUACCACGUGCAGUGGCUGCCGGAGGUCUGUGCCCACAACCGCAGUGCCGGAGCAGAGACCUCUUCUGGCAUCACCCAGGAAAAUUAUAUCAUUCUUCAGGAUCUGUCGUUUUCCUGCAAAUAUAAGGUGACUGUGCAGCCGAUUCGGCCCAAGGGCCGCUUGAAGGCAGAAACCGUUUUCUUCACGACCCCGCCGUGCUCUGCCCUGAAGGGGAAAAGCCACCGGCACAUGAGCUGUCCCGGCGAAGCAGGUCACGUGCCUGCCAAGGUGCUCGCCAAGCCCGAGAACCUUUCUGCCUCGUUUGUCGUCCAAGAUGUUAACAUCACGGGCCACUUUUCUUGGAAGAUGGCCAAGGCCAAUCUCUAUCAGCCCAUGACUGGCUUUCAGGUGACCUGGGCCGAGGUCACGACGGAGAGCAGACAGAACAGCUUGCCCAACAGCAUCAUCUCACAGUCGCAGAUACUGCCUUCCGAUCAUGACAUCCUAACAGUGCCCAAUCUGAGGCCAUCUACGCUGUACCGACUGGAAGUGCAGGUGCUGACCGCGGGCGGGGAAGGGCCGGCCACCAUCAAAACUUUCCGGACGCCCGACCUCACACUGCCCUCGGUGCACAGACCCCACCUCAAACAUCGGCAUCCUCAUCAUUACAAGGCUUCCCCAGAAAGAUACUAG
Molecule: messenger RNA, 2043 nt
Organism: Puma concolor (puma)
Lineage: Eukaryota; Metazoa; Chordata; Mammalia; Carnivora; Felidae
Source: RefSeq, a predicted model, not a curated record